AUGGAUGGAAAUCAACUUGUAGUAACUUGUUCGAUUUCACAGAAUAAAAAUUCGUUCAUACCUACCUACGCCCUUAUUGAUACCGGAGCAUCAGGAUAUGCUUUUAUUGAUGAAUCUUUUGCACGCCACAACAAUCUCACCAUGACCCCCCUUAAAAUACCUCGCCAUGUAGAUGUUAUAGACGGGAGGCCUAUUACGUCAGGAAAAAUUACUCAUAUUGUCGAUGUUUCGCUGGAUAUUCAUGGUCAUCGAGAGAUAGCUCCAUGUUUUGUGACAAAGUUAGGACACUAUCCGAUUGUGAUGGGGAUACCUUGGAUGCGACGACAUGAUAUUACGAUUCGACCAAAAGAAAAUCUACUUGUUUUUGACUCUCGAAACUGUCAUCAGCACUGUUCAAUCAGUGGAACUGCAGUUAUUGUUCAUGGCAUCUCGAUUCCCCUACCGGAAUACCACACAGUCAUUGUUUCAGCAACUGAAAAAUCUACUGUCGACAUUGAACAAUUAGUACCGAAGGAAUUUCAUCAUCGUCUCCAUAUGUUUAAAGAAUACGAUGCUUCCAUUCUUCCACCCCAUCGACCAUCCCAUGAUAUUGAAAUAGUAUUGGAAGAAGGCAAACGACCACCAUACGGACCUAUAUAUGGAUUGUCUCAAAUCGAAUUAAAGGCACUACGGGAAUAUCUUGAUGAAAAUUUACCUAAAGGAUUCAUUCGAGCCAGCGAAUCACCAGCGGGAGCACCUAUAUUGUUCGUGAAGAAAAACGAUGGAACUCUUCGACUUUGUGUUGACUAUCGAGGCCUAAAUGCGAUUACAAUUAAAAAUCGAUAUCCGUUACCAUUGUUAAAGGAAACCCUAGCUAAGUUUUCAAGAGCAAAAUACUAUACAAAGUUGGAUUUACGUUGGGGAUAUAAUCAAAUCAGGAUAGCGUAG
Molecule: messenger RNA, 927 nt
Organism: Morchella sextelata
Lineage: Eukaryota; Fungi; Ascomycota; Pezizomycetes; Pezizales; Morchellaceae
Exons: 1
Coding region: 1-927 (308 amino acids)
Source: RefSeq, a predicted model, not a curated record